UCGCUCAGGCUGGCAGAGCUCUUCCCGCGAGUGUGUGUCCCCGGCCGGCUUUCUUGCCGAAUAAACACAAUCUCCAAUAAACAUCUCUAAUGAGGGAGGAGGCCCGAGGCCGGCUGGGUUUGAUUUAUGACUGGAGGAGAAGCUCCAACCUGCUCAGCGCUCGGCUCUGGGGAGAGGAACUGGCGGCGGAUGGCACCCGCGUCCAGUCCGAGUUUGAGGCGAUCCGCUGUCCUGACUCAACUUGGGCAAAGUUUGGGCCUUCGAGGCUCCGGCUGGGAACCCCUCUCCAGGGCGCCGGGAGGCCGGCUUGCCCCUGGAGCCCACGCGGUGGCCGCCGAGGCCCGGAGUCCGGCGCUGGCAGCUUCCCCGAGUAACCCGAGCCCGCGUCCUCGCUCGGCGAGAGUCGCCAAUUGCUGGGUCUCCCGAAGGGAAGCUCAAAUCCCGCGCCGGCCGGCCGGAGCCCCCGCGCGCGCCGCCCGGCUCCGGGGGGCGCAUCCUUUCGUGCUUUUGCUCCUUUCGGGGGCGGGGAGGAACGAACCCCAAGUCUCUGACCCCGACCGCAGCCACAGAAAGCCCAGAACCAGCACCAUCACCUCCGCCACCAUCACCUCCUCCUCCUCCUCCUCCACAUCACCCCCAGCUCAGGACCAAGCAGGAGGUCCGCUCCGGAGACCAGAGCGUUUUCUCACUUUUCCAAAGAAAAAAAAUCAAUCAAUAAAAGCAUGCUUCUCGGAGACACCCCCCCAUUCCCGCCGUCCCACGCUCAGAAACUGCCCCCCUCGUUAAAAAGGAAAAAAAAAAAAAGGUCAAGCCCGGGGCCGCUCAGGGAGGGCUUCGAAGACCUGAGGACCCUGGUUGCGGGCAGCGGGAAGGGGCGCCGCUGCCCGCCGGCUGUCGCCGGGUGUCGCCGGGACGGUUACCUGGCAGCCGGGCUCGGUGGAGCAGGUGAGCCGGGCAGCGCCGCUUCCCGCACGUCUCUCGGCCGCUCUUCGGGGUGUGUGUGUGGUUGGGGUGGGGCUGGGGGUGGGGGGGGGAGAGAAGGGAGCCGAUCUGACAGCCGGGUUCCACGCGAGGACCUGCCCCGGAGUUUAAAUGUCACUGAUGAGAAAAGAGGGUGCUCCGGCGGGCGCUAACUUUCCUUAAGAGCCACGCCAGCGCCGCCCUCAUUGGUCGCCGGGCGCGCGUGACGUCACGGCGGCCCGGACUUGGGUUCAGCUCGGGCGGAUUAGCUCUCCGGCCCAGCGGCGGCGGCGGCGGCGGGAGCCUCCCUCUUGUUCAACCCGGAGUCUGGCUUGCUCCAUCCCCGAGUGUCCUGCCUGGCCUGGCCUGGCCGGUCACUGCGCCCGACCUGCCUCUGGCUGCUGUUGUCCUCCUUGGGGCUCAGCGUCACCACCCCCACCCCCCACCCCAUCCCUAAGUAAACAGGUCGUGCGGAGACGCUGGCCCUGAGUCUCGGGUGUCCCGAGGUCCCUGCCCUUAGGCUAGUCGGUUAUCUCUCUAAGUGAGCCCCCCAACCCCUCCCCUAGGUUCCCUAGGGAGGAUGAGGACCGCGAGGUGGCCUUUGGCAAAGGGACCUUUGGCAAGCUCUUCUCACGAGCAGAACCAGUGGCUAACCCUACCUGGCCCUUGCUUCCUCCAGGCACAAGCUGGGCACAGGUCGAGGAUCCAGCAGCGGGUGAGGCAACACAUCUCCCAAACUGGGCCAAACCUAGGCCUGUUGGCUCCCCCCCCCCCCCCCAGGGAAGUCCCAGAGCCAGCGAGCUCCGGCUUCCCUCGCCGGUGGGACUGAAAAGCUCCAUUCAUGUAGAAAAUGUAGAUGAUGGUAUUUAUCUGUGACUUGGGGGUUAAAUGUUGACUUUGUGGAAUAGAGGGGCAAACGCAUGGGCAUGGAAGCUUCGGAGGUUUAAGAUUCUCCUUCCCCAUGCUGAGUGUCCCGAGAAGCUGGGGGCAGCAGCAUCCGGAUGUCGGUCCUGUGGUCCUCACGCCCUCUGUGGAACCCAAGAUUUUGCUAAGCCUGUCUAUCUUGAAAUAGAUCCUUACAGCCAAGUCGAGAUUCCUGCCGGUUCGCCCUCGGGGCGGGGGGAGGGGGCUUCUCAACUUCCAAUCUCCUCCCUCUUCGGCUUGCUUUGGGUUUGGAGUUUGGAAACGACCCGAGGUCCUGCCCCCGAGGUCCUGCCCGGAGGGGCGGGAGGCCCUGGAGGAGGUGGUGGCUGAGAAAGAGAAUGGGCGUGGAGCUGCCUCGAGGCAGCUCCUGGGAGAGAAGGCCGGGGUGGACCGAAGCAUACACUUGUUGGAACGAGAAGAGCCCUGGAGCGGGAGGAAGGCCCGAGGGCCAGAACCUGCCCAGCUUGGCCGGGUGAGGGCGGUGGAGGGAGAGUCUCUCGCAGAGGGUGCCAGCUCUCCAGGCUCUUGCUCCACCCCCAGCACACCUGGACAGGUGUGAAACUUUGCAAACGGGCCCAGGUCAGCUCCGUGCAGCUCGCUGGCCGGCUCCCUCGGAGUUGGCCAGCUUUCGGCGGUUUUUGUUUGUUUGUUUGUUUGUUUGUUUGUUGUUUCCUCCUAAGCCUUGCUGAGCGCAUCGCGCCUGGAGGUCUGGCUAUGGAGAAAAGGAGAAAAGGAUCAUGUUGGAGAGGUCCCAAUGGGAUAUUCUUAUUUGCAAGAGCCUUCCGUUCUUCCUCUCUUCAGUCAAGAGAAUCUGCCUCCCUAGAGCCACGGUAGUGUGGGCCUGCAUUCUAGCCUGGUCCAGUGUCCCGCGAGAUCUAAUAGUUUGGAAAGUGAUGUUGAUGCCUUUUGCUCUGCUUUCUUCAGGCCCGCUGACACCUAACACCCAGUUUCCCCGUAGCUUCAAGCCAGAAUCUGGCCCAGGCCGGUCCUCGAAUGUCUUGUGGUUCUAUCUGUUCCACCAUCCGCCUUGGGGUGUGGGUGAGCGGUGAACCCUGGGCCUGCAGUAGGCUGUCUCAGCUUCUCCGUGUCUGUCCCAGGCUCUUCGCCCACCCCUCGUCCUCACCGGAGGCUGCAGCGAGGGCUGGUGAAACUUGUUUGGAGCCAUUAAGCGUGCGUGGAUCCCUGCAACCCAGCAGGGUGCUCAAGAGCGGAGCUGGAAACGCCACAGCCGUCACCAGCUUAUCUAGCUGUCUGUCAAUAAAGGGCGCGUUAGGGCCGGGUGAAAGCGCGGGUGAUGGAGGAGAGGCCAGACCUUGGGCCUCCCGAGCUCCGGGCCAACGCAGAAGCCGCUCUCCAUUCGCCCCCGGCACACUGAAGGCAGGCUGGGAGAGAGAGAGCGGGCGCAGGGGGAGCCACCUGGUACGCGUAGCCACAGCCUGAACCUGGUUCUCCGGGUAGCCACCCACCUUUCCGAACUCUGAAGACCCUACCAGAAGCCUCGGGCCCUGCGGGGUGGGGGGUGGGUGACGGUGAAGCCUCACCAUUGGUGCCUGAGACUCCGCUAAGGGUUGCCCGGCCUUUCGGGCCUUGCCCCUCCUGGACUAGGCCUUACUUCCCCGGGGCCGAGGGGCAUUGCUGGCAGCGUGGAGGCCUGACAGAGAACUUCUAACUCUCCGAGAGCGGAGAGCUACCUGAGGCAGGCUGUAGGUGGGGCGACAGAAAGGAACUUUUCUUCCAGGUUUCCUUGGUACCAGGCUAGCCUACAUUUCAAUUCUCCUGCCUUGGGGCUGGAGGAUGGGGGUUGUGGAUGGGGGAGCCAUCCCAAGUUCUGUUUCUCGGCAACAGCAACGCGGCUUUGAUUGCCAGUAGAUAGUGGCCACAAGUCUGUGAAGGUUCCUGGAACAGCUCUAGUCCAUCCCUCCCUGGGAGCCCGGCGCUUCCUCUCCAGCUAUUGGAAAGGAGGUGGAGAGUAGGAUGGGGAUGAAAAUCAGGGUGGAGAGGGGCAAGAGGGAUGGGCGGGGGAAGGACAUAGAUAAGGAGGUUCACACACACACACACUCACACACAUACACACUCACACACACACAGAGAGAGAGAGAGAGAGAGAGAGAGAGAGAAUAUGCACAGUCUUGAACUAUAGCUAAGACCUGUUGUCCAAGAACAGCUGGCUCACCCACCCCUCCCAGAUGGACACAUCUGGCCCUUUCCUUUAACUACUUUAUAAAAUAAAAGCACUUUCUGGAUUGGCUGAGCCCCACCUAUUGGAUCUAGACUGCAGG
This is a messenger RNA of Meriones unguiculatus (Mongolian gerbil), 4163 nucleotides long. RefSeq lists its product as uncharacterized. The record is from RefSeq and is a predicted model, not a curated record. The transcript is spliced from 4 exons. Bases 127 to 786 code for a protein of 219 amino acids. NCBI's taxonomy places the organism in Eukaryota, Metazoa, Chordata, Mammalia, Rodentia, Muridae.